AUGGACAGCGAUUUCUUCUACAUUUACAAGUAUCUCCAAGGACAGUCAAAUGGAAAGGUCAAUCCCAGUCUUCGGCGAGAUUGGUUACGCAAGAAGCACAAGUUCGACGUGGAAGCGGACAAAGUGCUCGAGUUUGUGGUCAGAAAAACGAGCGACUUCGAAAAAAUCGUCGACGAGCUCUGCAAAGAGAAGAGAAAAGCUGAAAGGAGGCUGAACGAUUCGGAUCAAGAGCGUCGUCCGGAGUUGCAGAAAAAACAGCUCCUUCAUAUUCUCCGGGAAGAAAUGGCUCUGGAGGCCCAAUCAACUACGGAGCAGAUCAGAGGUCUGAAAGAAAGGGUAAAAUCACAGGAGGCUGAAAUAGCUCGUCUCAAAGGAAUCAUCCAGACGAAGGAGCAGCAAGAGACGGAAAAACCUGGUCCAAGUCGUGUGCAAGUGACAGUUGAUGCCUCAGAUGGAGCAAAAGGAGGCGCUGCAUUGGAACAAGUGCCCAUUGAGAUGGAAACUGAUGAAGAUUACUUCGAGAAAAUGGUUCAAGAAGUACAAGAGGACGAAGAGAUGACGGAUACGGAACAAGAAGAAGAAGAACGUGAAGACUCUUCGGGGCGAAUUAUUCAACUCUGCCAACAAGCCCUCGAGUUGGAACAAGUACUUCAGACGUUUCCCUAUAGAGACUUUGGAGAUAGGAAAGUCAGCAACACCUGUACCUUUUGCGGCGCUGUAGACCGUCACUUCUCAGAUUCUUGCCCGCAGGUACAAGAUGGACACGAUCGAAACACAAUCGUCGAUAGAAAGAAG
Ostertagia ostertagi is the source of this 795-nucleotide messenger RNA. The record is from the annotation of a GenBank genome assembly. NCBI's taxonomy places the organism in Eukaryota, Metazoa, Nematoda, Chromadorea, Rhabditida, Trichostrongylidae.